This is a messenger RNA of Tigriopus californicus, 1436 nucleotides long. RefSeq names its product transmembrane protein 19-like. The record is from RefSeq and is a predicted model, not a curated record. NCBI's taxonomy places the organism in Eukaryota, Metazoa, Arthropoda, Copepoda, Harpacticoida, Harpacticidae. Gene Ontology annotation, cellular component: membrane. The transcript has a single exon. The coding region runs from base 232 to 1305 and encodes 357 amino acids.
UGGAGCUAGCUCCAGAGGUCUAUGAUCCGCUCUAAAAACUGGUCUGCCUGGCUUGCUCAAAGUGUAGGCAUGCUCUUGGUGUUUUGAUGUUCAGGAACAAGGUACCCAACAUCGAGCCCAGGUCCCUCUUCCAAGUCAUCCACUCCGCCGUUUGUCGAACCGUCUGGCUGACUGUGCCGUUCCACAAUCCUUCUUGGCAAGCCCCCCGAAAUUGGCGUUUGCUCUUCUUUCAUGGUCGUUUCAUUUCGUGGACUCCUGAAAACUGAGCGGGUGUGUUUUGUUUGGCCCCGAAAAAUCAUGGCUCAGACGGGCGUGUCCCGGAUCCUGUCGGAAUUGGGCGUGUUGGCCAAUCUCCUGCUCCUCCUGUCGGCCACAUCCACCUCGGUCUUGGUCUAUGUCCUCGGACGCAUGAUCCUGGGUGUGACCAACAGCACAGUCACGCCCACGCGAUGGCUUGUGGUUACCUUCUUGCCCUUGCUCAUCGCCCUCUACGGUCUCCUCCGUCAGUCUUUGAACCGUUCGGGCGCGCUCUUGGCCGUCUUGGUGGGUGUCGUCCUGUCCUUGGCCCACCUGUCCUUCCUGUUGAGCUUGCUCUUCUUCUUCUUCAGCUCGUCCCGGGUCACCAAGUACAAAGCCGAACUCAAACAACGCAUCGAAGGCGACCAAUUUCGGGUGGGCGGGCAACGCAAUUGGAUCCAAGUCCUGUGUAAUGGGGGCAUGGCCACCGAGGUGGCUUUGGCCUACCUACUCGAAGUGGGGAGUGCCGAUCUGCCUUUGGAUUUUGCUCGAUAUUACAACGCCUCCUGGCUGAGCUUGGCCGUGUUGGGCUCCAUUGCCUGUUGUAACGGAGACACUUGGGCCAGCGAGAUCGGGUCCGUCUGGUCCCAGGCACCGCCUCGUCUUAUAACUACGGGUCAAAUCGUGCCACGCGGCACCAAUGGGGCCGUUAGUCCUAUGGGUUUGGUGGUGAGUGGAGCGGGUGGACUUUUUGUGGGCCUGGGCUAUUGGCUGGGGAUAGUGUUGGGUGGGAAUCCCAUCCUGCUUCAAUCCGCUCCAGCCCAAUGGCCUGUGAUUGUGUUUGGUGGGCUGGCCGGCCUCUUGGGUAGCCUCAUUGAUUCGGUUUUAGGGGCUACCGUCCAGUUUUCCGGUCAGCAUAAGCGGACCGGCGCCAUUGUGGAGGAACCCGGCCCGGAUGUCGAGCCCAUAAGUGGCUACGCUCUCAUGAGUAAUCACGGCGUGAAUCUAUUAUCCAGCGUGCUGACAGGCAUGCUCUUGCCUAAAAUCGUGCUCAAUUUUUUUGUAUGAUAUUAUUUUUCUUUUGAACCAUCUCGAAACUGUUGAACAGUUAACCCCCAGAGUAAUGCUCGAAAAUAGUAGUAUUAUUACAACUUAUAUUAAUAAUAGAGAUGUCGAUAAUACAGCUCAUGUCAACACGA